AUGAGCACGGUUGAUAAAAUGCUGAUAAAGGGCAUCCGGAGCUUCGACCCGGAGAACAAGCAUGUCAUCACCUUUUUCAAGCCCUUAACCCUCAUCGUCGGUCCCAAUGGCGCCGGAAAAACAACUAUAAUAGAGUGUUUGAAGCUCUCUUGUACCGGUGAAUUGCCCCCCAAUGCUCGGUCUGGUCACAGUUUCAUCCAUGAUCCCAAGGUUGCUGGGGAGACAGAGACGAAGGGGCAGAUAAAGCUGCGAUUUAAGACGGCUGCAGGGAAGGAUGUGGUGUGCAUAAGGUCGUUUCAGCUGACACAGAAAGCAUCAAAGAUGGAGUAUAAGGCAAUUGAGAGUGUGCUUCAGACAAUUAAUCCUCACAGUGGGGAGGUUGCUUUCCCUGCAACAAAGCUUCUCCCAAAGCCCCGAAGGAAGCAUCAGUCUGAGGAUCCUCUGAUUGCUUGA
This is a messenger RNA of Ilex paraguariensis (yerba mate), 453 nucleotides long. The record is from the annotation of a GenBank genome assembly. Lineage: Eukaryota; Viridiplantae; Streptophyta; Magnoliopsida; Aquifoliales; Aquifoliaceae.